This is a messenger RNA of Nycticebus coucang (slow loris), 2742 nucleotides long. Its product is annotated as protein O-GlcNAcase-like. The transcript has a single exon. Gene Ontology annotation, biological process: glycoprotein metabolic process. The record is from RefSeq and is a predicted model, not a curated record. NCBI's taxonomy places the organism in Eukaryota, Metazoa, Chordata, Mammalia, Primates, Lorisidae. Gene Ontology annotation, molecular function: beta-N-acetylglucosaminidase activity. The coding region runs from base 1 to 2742 and encodes 913 amino acids.
AUGGUGCAUAAGGAGAGCCAGGCAGGGCCGGAGGAGCAGGAGAACAAGCUCAGCUCCAACCCUGCUGCCUCCACUGGGGCAUCGUUGGCACCGCAGGUGGCUUCUGCACCUGCAGAAGACAACUCAGCCAUGGUCGAGGGAGUGGCAGUGGCCGGGGCGGCGGGAUUGGCUCGGAGGUUCCUUUGUGGUGUGGUAGAAGGAUUUUAUGGAAGACCCUGGGUUAUGGAACAGAGAAAAGAACUGUUUAGAAGGCUUCAGAAAUGGGAAUUAAAUACAUACUUGUAUGCCCCAAAAGAUGACUACAAACAUAGGAUGUUUUGGCGAGAGCUAUAUUCAGUGGAGGAAGCUGAGCAACUUAUGGCUCUCAUCUCUGCUGCACGAGAAUAUAAGAUAGAGUUCAUCUAUGCUAUCUCACCUGGAUUGGAUAUUACCUUUUCUAACCCCAAAGAAGUAUAUACAUUGAAACGUAAGCUAGACCAGGUUUGUCAGUUUGGGUGCAGGUCAUUUGCUUUGCUUUUUGAUGAUAUUGACCAUAAUAUGUGUGCAGCAGACCAAGAGGUAUUCAGUUCUUUUGCUCAUGCCCAGGUCUAUAUCACAAAUGAAAUUUAUCAGUACCUAGGAGAGCCAGAAACUUUCCUCUUCUGUCCCACAGAAUAUUGUGGCACUUUCUGUUAUCCAAAUGUGUUUCAGUCUCCUUAUUUAAGGACUGUAGGUGAAAAGCUUCUACCUGGAAUUGAGGUGCUUUGGACAGGUCCCAAAGUUAUUUCUAAAGAAAUUCCAGUAGAGUCCAUUGAAGAGGUUUCUAAGAUUAUUAAGAGAGCUCCAGUAAUCUGGGAUAACAUUCAUGCUAAUGACUAUGAUCAGAAGAGACUAUUUCUGGGCCCAUACAAAGGAAGAUCCACAGAACUCAUCCCACGAUUAAAAGGAGUCCUUACUAAUCCAAAUUGUGAAUUUGAAGCCAACUAUGUUGCUAUCCACACCCUUGCCACUUGGUACAAAUCAAACAUGAAUGGAGUAAGAAAAGAUAGAGUGAUGGAUAGUGAAGAUAGUACUGUGUCAAUCCAGAUGAAGUUAGAAAAUGAAGGCAGUAAUGAAGAUAUUGAAACUGAUGUGUUCUAUAGUGCACAGAUAGCUCUAAAACUAGCUUUAACAGAAUGGUUGCAGGAGUUUGGUGUACCUCAUCAGUAUAGCAGUAGCCAAGUUGUAAAAAGUGAAGCAAGUGUAGGUGAUGGGACUCUCCAAGUUGCAGUACCCUCUUUAAAUGCCACACUGGUAGAAACAACAGUUUACCAGGAUCCCAUUAUGAGCCAGGGAGCAGCCUUGGGUGGUGAACCUGCAGCUUUGACCAAGGAAAAAGACAAGAAACAACCUGAUGAAGAACCCAUGGACAUGGUGGUAGAGAAACAGGAAGAAACAGCCCACAAGAAUGACAAUCAAAUAUUGAGUGACAUUGUGGGAGCUAAAGUGGCAGAGGAAUGGAAACCAAUGGACACUGAUAAAGAGAGCAUAUCUGAAUCAAAAUCCUCAGAGACUUCUAUGCAGGAAGAUUGCAUUAAUGAUGUUGCCCCUAUGCAAAUUGAUGAGCAGACACACAAGGAACAGUUUGUGCCAGGUCCAAACGAAAAGUUAUUUUACACCAUAGAACCAGUGACUUCGGAGGAUUUGCAGUUACUUGCUGAUCUGUUCUACCUUCCUUAUGAGCAUGGACCGAAAGGAACACAGAUGUUACGGGAAUUCCGGUGGCUUAGAGCAAAUAGCAAUGUUGUCAGUACCAAUUACAAAGGAAAAGAUUCUGAAAAAAUUGAAGAAUGGCGGUCACGAGCAGCCAAGUUUGAAGAGAUGUGUGGACUAGUGAUGCGGAUGUUCACUCGGUUCUCCAACUGUGCCAACAGGAAGAUCCUUUAUGACAUGUACUCCUAUGUUUGGGAUAUCAAGAGCAUAAUGUCUGUAGUAAAGUCUUUUGUACAAUGGUUAGGGUGUCGUAGUCAUUCUUCAGCCCAGUUCUUAAUUGAAGACCAAGAACCCUGGUCCUUCAAAGGUGGUCUAGCAGGCGAGUUCCAGCAUUUGCUGCCAAUUGAUGGGGCAAAUGAUCUCUUUUUUCAGCCACCCCCACCAAUUCCUACCUCCAAAGUUUAUACUAUCAGACCAUAUUUUCCUAAAGAUGAGGCUUCCGUGUACAAGAUUUGCAGAGAAAUGUAUAACAGUGGAGUGGGUUUACCUUUUCAAAGUCAGCCUGACCUUAUUGGAGACAAGUUAGUAGGAGGGCUACUUGCUCUGAGCCUGGAUUACUGCUUUGUCCUAGAAGAUGAAGAUAACGUAUGUGGUUAUGCCCUGGGCACUGUAGAUGUGACACCCUUUAUUAAGAAAUAUAAAAGUUCCUGGAUUCCCUUCAUGCAACAAAAGUAUGCCAAGCCAACUGGUGACAAAGAACUCUCUGAGGCUGAGAAAAUAAUGUUGAGUUUCCAUGAAGAACAAGAAAUGUUGCCAGAAACUUUCCUUGCCAACUUCCCUUCUCUGAUAAAGAUGGAUAUUCACAGAAAAGUAACUGACCCAAGCGUGGCUAAAAGCAUGAUGGCCUGCCUCCUGUCUUCGCUGAAGGCUAAUGGCUCCUGGGGAGCUUUCUGUGAAGUGAGACCAGAUGAUACAAGAAUUCUGGAAUUUUACAGCAAGUUAGGCUAUUUUGAAAUUGCAAAAACAGAAGGAUUUCCAAAGGAUGUGGUUAUACUUGGUCGGAGCCUAUAA